ACAGAGGUAAAUAAUCAAUUUUAGCAGUUUUCGAGGAGUGUCGAAGCCGUAGCAGUCAAAAAAAUUUUUAUUUUAGAAUGGAAACAAAUAAUAAAGAUUUCUCACCAGUUUGAGUUCUCAAAAAGCUUUGGCUCGAAUCGACGACAAUACCGACUUAACAGUGACUUUGAUAAUCUUUUUCUCUUGCCCAAAUGUGCAUUGGCAUCGCAUAAAAAAUUCCAUUUAAGGAGGGAUUUAGCACGAUAUAAUUUCAACAUCAACAUCGUCGCUGACACACCUAAAGGGAAUGUUUGGAUCUCUGGAAAUAAAGAUACAACAUCCAACAUGCAGCAGCCUCAAAUGUGUAGGCCGGGAUCAGCAACAAAAGAAAUGAUUUCAACACAAUGUGCCACUAUGCAUUGGUUUGCAAUGGUUGGUGAAAAAGAAGCUUCAAUGAUCGAUGAUCUCAUUGAUUUAGAUCACUCACUGACACAAAAGGAACGCGAAGAACGAAUAAAACAAUUGAAAGAGAGACAAAAUGAAGAACGACAAAGAAAGUUGGAAGAGCUGAAAGCUCAAGCGUUAGCAACUCAGAAGCUUCGUGAGCAGAAAGAGGAAGAACGUCGUAAACGAAUGGAAGACAUGAAACUACGCGAUAACGAAAAACGAACCCUGGUGGAGGAGAGAAAGAAGGCAAUUUGGGAAGCUGAGAAAGAACGUCGUGAAUAUAUUUUGCGUAAGAAUCUCGAACGUGAACAGCGAUUAGAUUCAAAGAGAAAAAACGAACGAAGUCAAAUUGCAUUUGCAUUCGGAUCGUCAACACCACGCAUGUUGGACAGCGAAAGUGGAUCGAUUUGGGCUCAUCGAAGAGCUAAUUCAAUUCAAAAUGUCGCUUAUAAUACCAGCAUCUCACCGAUAACACGUCGCAGUUGUGAGCGUGACUUACCUGAUGGCUCAAAGAAACGUGCGACAUCAGCGAGUGGCUUGGAUCGACAGAGCGAAGCUCAAAAAUUAAUGUCAACAUCGAUGCAUGAAGUAUUCCAUUGGGGUCCAAACACAUCAGCUGCACCGAAAAAGCUUUCGCUUUCGGUUGCUGGCUCACAGAUUGACUUUGAAGGACCACCAUCGCCACGAAGACAAACUCAAUCUGCAUCUGCACGAAAUGCUGCUCGAAAUAGACUUAGCAUGGUGAUGGUAGAUAACGUGAAGGAUGAUUCAUGCGAUAUGACACGAAGUUAUAACGUUCAUCGACGUAAAACUGAUCUUAUGCCAACCAUUCCUAGUCCUCGCGAUAUGUGUCGAUCGUCUUUAGGCACCUACACUCCUCGAACGCCAGGACGUGCCUUUUCAAUGACUCGUUUGGAUCAACUGGCUAAGCCGAAACGUCGUAAUGGCGAGCACAUUAGUGCAAUCAUUGAACGUGAGCGUCGGCAAGCUUUGGAAUUGGAGGCUUUAUCGAAAGCAUCUUUACAACAGAAUCAAAGUAAAAGAAAGUCACGCAGCAUGUCGCAAUUGGGUGGACGUAAUAGUGGCACGCGGAGUCGUGAUGGAAGUCAAGCAUCAAGUGAUCGCUUCAAGACGCCUUCGCCUUUACAAAAGCAUCACAAAAAUGGCGAUGCAACAAGAAGCAUGACACAAUUGUCGAAUGGAAUCGAUAAGAAAAUUUCACCAGUGAAAGCAGGUUUACGUUCUGGCGAAAUAACGCCAAAGAGCUUGUCAACAUCUCGUCCUGGAAGUGCAAUGUCCACUUCAACUACCAAUUCGGCUCAAGUAACAAAGAGAUCGACACCGAUUCGUAAAACGAGGCCUGUAAGCAUAGCUGUGACUGGAGUUAGUCGUGAUGAAAAACCACCAGUUGCACCAUUGAGUGUUCCAAAACCAAUCACAAAGCGAACAUCAAGUAGCGGAGUAUCAAAGACACCAACAGGCACUGAAACUCCUAAGAAUCGAGUAAACAGUGCUAAAGCUACUCCUAAAUCAUCAAACACUCCAUCAGUUUUAUCGCCAUCGGUUGAAAAUCCCCCAAAGAUCAUUCAACAAUCAACACCAGUUGCUAAAGAAAUUCCAGCUGUUGAUGAAACAUGCAAGAGCGAAAAAACCAUCAUCAAUAAUGUGAUUAAAGCUGAGCAAGCGCACACAGCAGAAAGUUUCAGUGGAGUCAAUUUGGUUGACGUUACAACUGAAGCUGUCGUCGAAGUGACUGAAACAAUUGUCACUUCAGUGCCUGAUGCUCCAAUCGAGCAAGUUCAGAAGAAAGAAAAGGAAAAACCAGUUGAACUUUCACCAGAGAAUCCUCUUGAGAAUGCUGACAUGACAGCUUCAAUGAUUGCUAAAUCUCGAAUCACAACUGAAGAAGAAGCAAAAGCUAAGAUCGCAGAACGUCGUCGUUUAGCUCGUGAAGAAGCAGAACGACAAGCGGAGCUUGAACGUCAACGCCUCGAAGAAGAAGCAGCUGCGGAGCGUCAACGUCAAGCUGAUGAAGAAGAAAGACAAAGAUUGUUAGAAGCUGAAACAAUUAGACUUGCUGAAGAGCAGCGUCGUGUUGAAGAAGAGAGAUUACAGCAGGCCAUUGAAGAAAAUAAGAAACGGGAAGAGGAAGAACAGAAGCGUCGAGAAGAAGAAGCUCGACAAAAGGCUGAACGAGAACUUGCUGAGAAAAAAGCACGUGAAGAUGCUGAAAAAGCAAAAGCUGAAAAUGCUGAACGUUUGAAAAAAGAGGAAAAAGAUCGUGAGGAAAGAAGAAAGCGAGUUGAAGCAAUUAUGGCUCGAACCAGGAAAGGUGGCUCUGCCAACACACCAUCGAAGAAUGAAAGCGAUGCUGUGGAUUUGUCAAAGAGUCAAAUUGAUUCAAUGUCACAAUCGAUGAUUGAACAAACUUUAAAUUCAGAACAAUCAAAUUUUGUUAACAAUCAAGACGAUCAAUCACCAUCCUCUGAUAAGCAAGAAAGUUAUGAGCAAUCGGUGACAGAGAAAGAAAACCUGCUCAUGGGAGGAUUCAAUAAAAUGAAUCUAAAUGGCAACGGUAAUGGCAUCAACAAUAAUCUGCUCGAGACUAAUAACAAUUUAAAUUUGUUAAAUGGACAACAAAACGGUAAAAAUGAAACGCCGACAAGCGAUCUGAUCAUCAAUGAUGGUGCAACAAACGGGCAUGAAAAAAACAGUAUUGAAAGUGCUUUCAUACCAUCUAAUGCUCCAGAGAUUCCAACGAAAGCGAAUGAAGAUAAGCUGAUUGAUUUCGGUAGCAGCGAUCCGACGAUAGAAAAUCCAUCUACAAAUUUGAAUAAUAAUAAUUUCAUAGAUAGCAACAGUAGUAGUUUAAUUACUCAUAAUAAUUUAAAUAAUAAUAAUCUAGUCGCUGCAUCCGAGAGUAAUAACGAUGAAAGAGAUCUUUCAUUGCUGUAAAUAUGUGUGUCGAGAAAACAGAAAGUGUUGGAGUCAGGUUGGAUGAGCGAAAAAUUACAUUUUUCAACAUAAAAUUUGACGUCUAAAAGAUUAAAAAAAUCAUAUUUAUUAAAGAAAAAAAAUCAGUUUAUUAAAACUUAGAGCAUAUAAAUUUCUCUCCUCAAUAAUCAAUGGUGUUAAAAAUAAUAUUGAGUUUCCGACCUCAUUAAAACAAUUUUUUUAAAUAACAACAAGAAAGCUUCCAAAUCAAGAAGCUUUCUCAAAAAAUUAAAUAAAAAAAUGAAAGAAACAAUUAAAUUUAUUUAAAUAUUAACAGAGAAAUCUUUUUGAGAUCGAAAUUUAUUCCUUAGGAAAACAAAAAUAUAAAAAAAAACAAUUUUGCUUGAAUUGCACAAAAAUCAUUGGGAAUUGUAUAAAUGUAAUGUCGUCUAGGAAUUGUUUAGUAAAGAAAAUGUUAAAUGUGAAAAUUUAUCGACAGCAUAACAUUCGUACAAAUCCCAAUAUAAGAAAUGGUUUGAUGAUGACGAAUAAAACUGAUUACUUUGUAAGAGACAACAUAGAUAUGAAAAGAAAAUUAAGUGCAGGAAUGAAUGGAUUUUCUCUUCUUUAUAUAUCUAAUCUUCAUGUAAAUAACUAAUCAAAUUGAUAGGAAGCAAGUUUCGAAUACUUGAGUUCAUGUUCUUUAUUUUAUAUUUGAUGAGAAACUUAUCACAUACGAGGUGCUUUAUCCUUUGCGAUCGAUGCUCAGGCAGUUAGAUGAGCUUCAUGUUCAGAAGAAAGCAUAGAAAGAUGAAAUUAACAUUUAAGUAGUUGACAUGAUUUCUUUCUAGAUUUUCUAAUUGUAUUUUAACGUUAAAUUUUCUUUUUGUAUUGCGAUUUAAACUUUUUCAUUUGCCUUUUGCUUAUUGUGAAUCAAUUGCAGUUUGUUUAUUUUAGCACAGAUUUAACUAAUGAAAGAAGAUUCAUUCAAAUCUUCAUAGUUGUUUGACUGUGUGUAAUUUUUCUGCUUCAACAACUGCAGUUUGUUCAUAUUGUUUUAUUUUUACCAAAUAAUAGUCAUUUUUUUACACUUGGUAUGGGUCAAAAGGGAAAUCAGACGAUUUUGCGCCCUCACUAAGUAACCGCAACAUUUCAAUUUUUAAUGUUGAAUUGAAAUCGCCUUCACUUUUAUUAUACGUUCGAGAAUUGAUUUAAUUGCUUUUCUCGAUCACGUUUAUGAAAUCUGUUUCCUUCUUGUUGAUAAGAAAAGUCUUUUUUUAUAUAUCUUACUUAUUAAAACCGCCACUAGGGAAUCAAGAAAUUUUCUUUCCUUUUGAAAUAAAUUUUAUAGACAGAAAGUCAAGAAAGAUUAUUGCACUUUAGAGGAAUCAUUAAGACAAGGUGUAAUGUUUUUAUAAUAUCUACACAAUAACUGAGUGUAAUGAAGGGAAAAUAAAUAAAUAAAUCAUCAUAAAUUUUCCUCAAAACAUAUUGUGAAUGAACAAAUGAUGAUGUUCAUAAUGUAAUAAAUGAAAAUGAAAAUGAAAACCAUGUUAUCAGAAGAAAAUCUUAUUAGAAAAUCAAAAAUAAAUUAAUUGCAUAUUUAAUUAAUCAA
This is a messenger RNA of Clunio marinus, 4975 nucleotides long. NCBI's taxonomy places the organism in Eukaryota, Metazoa, Arthropoda, Insecta, Diptera, Chironomidae. The record is from the annotation of a GenBank genome assembly.